Cuscuta europaea is the source of this 2567-nucleotide messenger RNA. Lineage: Eukaryota; Viridiplantae; Streptophyta; Magnoliopsida; Solanales; Convolvulaceae. The record is from the annotation of a GenBank genome assembly.
CUCGACCGUACCAAAUUAGCAGCAAGAUGGCUUGGGUAACAAUAUUCCACUGCACUGAUUUCGAUUGGAGACACUAACCCGACCACAAGCCGGUUCAAUUCGUAGCCAUCAUCUGGUCUAGGUUAUUCUUCUUGUUCAAUCCUUCGCCCAUUCUUCCUUAGCUUGCUUCAACGCACUUCUCACUUCUCAAUCAACCUCCACUGCACCAUAUCUAAAAACUACAUAAAUUGCCGAAGAUUUUGCUUGAAAUUGCAAAGGUAGAAGAUGGUAAUAAACUAAUAAUGUAAGAUUAUACGUACGUGUACAAAGUGUAAUACUCAUCUGCAGACUCAAUGGCUAGCCGAAAGUUAGUUCGAGAUCUUUUGUUCUCCACAAGACAACCCUUUUUUCAUAAGCUAUUAGAGCCUCAUCAGGGAUAUAGAUAUGAGGGCAAUCGACAACUCAGUGUAUUCAAUGAGUUUUCUCAGAAAUUAAAAGGCAAUGUUAACAGUAACAAGGAAUUUCAACAGUCAGUCAAGGAUCUGAAAGAGAAAGCAGAGGAGCUGAAAGGAGUCAAAGAAGAUCUUAAAGCAAGAACAAAGCAGACUACUGAGAAACUUUACAAGCGUGUGGAUGGUGUCUGGACAGAGGCUGAGUGUACGGCUAAAAAGGCAUAUGCUAACAUGGGGCAAAAAGUGUCUGCUGCCAAGGAAGAGGUCAAAGAAACUUUUGGAUUUGGGAAGCAAGAGUCUAAAGGGUCAAAUUGUAGUUUUGACUCUUCCAGCUCAAAACCCAAAGAUGAAACAGUCUAUGGAAAGUUUAAGGAUGCUGCUUCUUCAAUUUCUUCAAAGGUCUUGCCAUCCAUACAAAAAUUAAAGGAAGCAAAAGUAGUUGAUUUAGCUAAGAAAGGGUAUGGUAUUAUCGCGGAUGAGUUGAAAGGUACUGCAAGAAAGAGGAAACACCUUGAAGCCCCCAUAGAGUCCGGCCCCAAAGUGAGCGUUCAGCAUAGCACAAGGACCGAUGUCACUAUUUUGCCCUCAAAAGAAUCCAUAUGGAGUAGGAAAUGGGAAGCUUUCAAGGAAAAAAUGCAAGGUCACCGCAUCUUUAAGCACAUCAGGGGAGCAAGUGAACCCGUGGUUACAAAGAGUCAAGAGAUUGCAGAAGAUAUUCGGGAAAGAUGGGAGACCAGUGAUCAUCCUGUGGUAAACAAAAUCCAAGAUUUAAAUGAAACCGUCUUUGGGGAAUCAAGCGCUGCAUUGUCAUUUAAGGAAAUACGCCGGAGAGAUCCGACAUUCUCAUUACCAGAUUUUGUUUCUGAGGUCCAAGAAGUUAUCAGACCAGUCCUUGAGGCGUUUUAUAAAGGUGACAUCAAAGUACUUCAAAAAUAUUGUAGCUCUACGAUGGUUGAGAGGUGUAAAGCAGAGCAUAGGACUUUCAAGUCCCAGGGUUAUGUUUUUGAUAACAAAAUCCUUCAUAUUUCUGAAGCUGAAGUCCGUGAAACAAAAUUGAUGGGAGAAAUUCCUAUCAUCAUUUUAGCGUUCCAAACACAGCAGGUCUAUUGUCUACGCGAUAAGUUGGGUUCCAUAACUGAAGGGGGAAAGGAUGCAAUUCACACAGUGUACUAUGCAUGGGCAAUGGAACUUGUGGAUGCAGAAGAUGUUCAUCCUCCUCUAUGGCGGCUUAGAGAGAUGCAACAGUUUGGGGUCGCCGCCCUUAUCUAACACCAUUGUUGGUAUUCUUGUUGUUUACACCUCUUUAAGCUGUUGUAUUUUCUUUGAGUGGAGAAAAUUUUGGCGGAUAAACAUUUUUUUGUUCAUCAUAACUGAGCUGUUGAGUCCAGUUUGGGGGUAGCCAGCUAUUUGUAGGUAGUGGGGUCGAGUUCAAAUCCCUCCUUUUUGUCUCAGAUGUGAUGCGCCAAAGAGAAAACGAAUAAACUGAAGUCUCCAGUCUCUACUAUGCAUAUAGAUAAUUCAGGGGCAGGGGAGAGCUUUCAAGGUUAGUCGUAGGAGGGGAAGCCAAGGAAAUCACUUGAGAAGUAUGGACAAUUCAAAUUUGGUUCAGGUUAUUGUUUGAAAGUUAUAAAUUUGGAGAGAGACUAUGAAGAAAUUAUUAUUAAAAUCAUUCAAGAAGUAUGAAGAAUUCGAAUUGUUAAACUUAUAUUCAUUCUAAGGAUGAUUUUACUUGGACUGUAAUUCGUCCCGGGCCAGACCAGAUCAGACUAGACCAGUUCAGACUUCAGACCAGACCAGAUCAGACUUGGAUAGUUAUAAAAAUACAAAAAAUCAGACCAGUUCAGACCAGAUCAGACCGGAUAGCAAAUGUUUUUUUGUUAAAAAUUAAAAUGUGUUGUAAUUAGACUUAGACUCGGGUCGGGUGGCCCGACCAGGAACCGACCCGAGGCCGGUACUGUUCUGGCCCGACCCGAACCGGUGGGCCGGUCAGUGACCGGUCCGGGUAGGCCCGACCUGAUGGGUUUCCGGUAGGGAUGGAUUCGGUUCGGGCCACCCGGCCCGUGACCCGGCCCGACCCGGUACUGUGCGGGCCCGGGACCGGCCCGGUCGGGCGGUCCGGGACCGGGUAUGGGCCCG